Electrophorus electricus (electric eel) is the source of this 3798-nucleotide messenger RNA. RefSeq names its product pseudouridine synthase 10 (gene pus10). Gene Ontology annotation, molecular function: pseudouridine synthase activity; RNA binding. NCBI's taxonomy places the organism in Eukaryota, Metazoa, Chordata, Actinopteri, Gymnotiformes, Gymnotidae. Gene Ontology annotation, biological process: tRNA pseudouridine synthesis. The record is from RefSeq and is a predicted model, not a curated record.
UGUCAAUGUAAAAGCCUUACUGAGGAUUGAGUUGCAAGAGAUGGAAAAGAAACUUACGUUUAGCUAGCUACCUCCCGCUUACUGUACAUUAUGUUAAGAAUAACAUGUAUUAGGAUAUAAAAAAGAGCUCAAAUUAAUUAGAUUCUAUACGAAGAUUAAAGACCUAAUGUUACUAUUAGCGAAGUCGUUUAUUUUAACAUUUUUAGCUAGCUAGCUACUAAAGAGAAUUAACAUUGUACACAGUGCAUACCCUCUUAAAGUGGUAUCUUUCUCUUCACUAUGCUUUCCCUCAAAGAAAAAGACCGUCCCAUUGUUAGGAAGCUGUUGGAUGCAGGCUGUUGUGCAAGAUGUGUGCUAAGAUUCUGCUGUGUGGGAAAAUAUGCUUCAUAUCAAAAUUCCUGUCAGGAUAUAAACAAGGAGCUGCUAGCUUUCCUCAGCCAGGCUGACAGUGGGCAAUCCCAUGAUGCCUCAGGCCAGGAUCAGGCAGACAACCCACCAUGUAAGAAAAUGAAGCUGGAGUCAGUGCGGGCAGGAGAGGAGGCCAGCGCUGAGCCGCCCGCACUGGAGGCCCAGCCCGACGCCCAGCCCGCCACGUGCGUCACAUGUCUGGGCGUGCUGCAGGACUUCUGCCAUCAGAGCUUCGUCACACAGGUGUGUGAGGUUGUGAAGAAAGGGGGCUACCAGUUCGACAGCCUGUUGCUGGCCGUCUCUCUCCCUGCGCAGCUGUCUGUUAGAGAGCAUUCCUGCUGGUUGCACAUCAAGAAGGAACUCCGGGAGAAGAGCAUGUGUGUGGAUAAGGAGGAUGUAGUCCAGGUGAAGGACGCCUUUAAAUGGGCCAUACAAGCCCUGGUGGGCCGGGAGCUGGGGGCAUCCAUGCUCUUCAACAGUGCGUUUGAGGUCAGCAUUGGUUUCACACACGCCGAAACGGACGGAGACUGCCACUUCCUGGCUACGGCUUGUUCUGACUGCUUCAAACCAGCCAAGAACAAAGCGUCCGUGUUCACUAGAAUGGCGGUGGUAAAGGCGCUGGAGAAGAUCUCAGAUGAGGAGUUUCUCAGACAAUACCCAUGCCCCCCUGCCAGACCAGCAACCAAGUGCACACCUUUGGAGACCACAUGCCUCCAUUCGUCUGUCUUUAUAGCAGGAAGGUAUAAUAAGUUCUCACGGGAGCUUCCGCAGACUCCAUGGGUGAUAGAUGGAGAGAGGAGGAUGGAGGGAUCGGUGGAGGAGUUGAUUGCUGCUCCUCUACUCUCCUCCUUCAGAGCUGACGCUUUUAACUUUUCUUCGUCUGGGAGAGAAGAUGUGGACGUGCGAACCCUGGGAAAUGGACGUCCAUUUGCUAUGGAGUUGGUGAACCCCCACAGAGUGAGGCACACCAAAGCCGAGGUCAGACAGCUUCAGGAGACAAUCAACGCGUCUUCUGACAAAAUCCGAGUCAGGGACCUGCAGAUUGUGACCAGAGAAGCAAUGGGCCGAAUGAAAGAGGGAGAGGAGGAGAAGACCAAAUCCUACAGCGCCCUCAUCUGGACGAAAAAAGCCAUAACUAAAGCUGACCUUGACGUUAUUGGAAACAUUAAGGAGCUGAAGAUUGAUCAGAAGACUCCGUUAAGAGUGCUGCAUCGCAGACCUCUCGCUGUGCGGCAGAGAACGAUCCACUCCAUGAGCGCCAGCUACCUGGAUACACACCACUUCACACUGCUGCUCCGCACGCAGGCUGGGACGUAUCCUUACACACAGCUACAAAUCAUCCAUGUAGCUACAUUAAAGAGUUUGUGCACGGGGACUUCGGCCGGACUAAGCCCAACCUCGGCGGACUUAUGGAGACGGAGGCGGACAUUCUGGAGCUGGACGUGGAGUCGGUGGACGUGGACUGGCCUCCUGCUGUCCCAGAGUGAGGAGGCCGAGGUCGCCACCUUGUGGAGGUCUGAAAACUAACCAUCCACUGCCAUCUCUCUGGGACGGACACACUGGGCCUCGUUUGGUGAAGACUUUAUUUCGUGUAAAAUGUAGCUGAGUGAGACUUGGCUAGGGAUUUUUAUUUUAUUUUCUUAACGUGAGCUCACUGUUUUAUUAAACGUGGUUUAAUAUGUCUCGGUACUGAAACGCGUCAGGAUGGAUGCGAGAUAAACCGACUCUUAUAGCAGAUAACCGCUGAGGGACAACGAACUACACUUCUAACUGUUCUGAGGAUAAAAUGUCAAUUUUGGACAGAAAAUAAGGAAAAGUGGAAUAGCCCACUGUCUUUUUUAUUGGUUUGCAAAACUACAUAUGACCGUUAUUUAGCUGUGAAAAAAAGCUGUAUUUGUCUCUAGCUGUUUUUUUGUUUCGUUAAUUUACUGAAGUUAGAGUACAUAUGUGGAUGACCCUUAAUGUCCUCUGUACAUUUUCUGUUAAUAAACAACAAAUCUGUUGCGAUAGCGGGAUGUUUUGAUCGCUGUGCUGGUUUUGGUCGGAGUGUAACCAUGGCAACCUAACUAACAGUGACAUUGAAACACUUAAAAAGAAAUUUGGAGAAGUCCAUUAGCACAGAAAGCACCAUCUUUUAAAUACUUUCGCUUUAAAUCAUCUAUAAUUAGGCCUAGUGAAAUCUAGACAAAACACAAACCCUCAUUUAAUUGGAUUAAAUAAUGUGAAGCAGUAUCUUAAUAAUUAACAUAAUCAAGCCCCCAUAAAUGCUACAAUAUAACGUUGUUACUUAGCAAAAUUAUCACGUCCAAUUACAAUUUGAAUGUAAAUGAUAGCCUACACAUCAUUUUAGCUGUAGACUAUAAAACUGCACCAAUAGCCUAAGCCUCCUUAGUACAUCGAUGAAUAUAGACUCUCAUUUAAGUUUAGGAUAUAUAUAUAUAUAAAUUCUUUUGCCAUAAUCUGCGUUUUUGACUGAAUUGGUUUCCAAUCCUGAUUACAUUAUUUCUUCAUCCACUACGAACAAAGAACUCUUGUUUUAGCCUACUCCAAGAUAAUAAUAAAAAUACCAGCCUUAUUUGGCCCACAUGCAAUAAAAACUUGAAUAGAUUCGUUCUUUAACAGACCAGUUUUCUUGAUUUUUUUUUUUUUCCUUCUUUUUUUCAUAGGCACGAGCGAAAUGUACGAGCGGUCCAGCCUUAUUUCGCAGUAUAUGGCAUCUCGCCAAAGGGGGAAAAAGCACCCAUUGUCUCGUGGAUUGUAUUUCGGCUGUUUCAUUAACUUGAAUAAACUUGAGUUUGAAUAUGAUACAUCUUGAGCAAUAAUGACGUUACGGUUAAUUUGUAUGACAAUAGUAUUUGACUUCACUCUUCUAUUCCCCCAGUGCAGUUUAAAUCACGACUUACGUGCUUCAUUGCUCACCGCCACGCUGCCUGUUCAAUUAGCCCUCGAUGAAAACGUGUUCAUCACGUCGUUUGACAGCCAGUGAUGACACCGUGAGUCGCUCUCCAGGGCACCGUCCUCGGAGCGCACGAAAGUGCGACAUGACAUAUACCGGCUGUCUUCCCUUCCAUCUUAUCACGUCUUAGACAUUCACCUUUGGUGAACACGAUUUAUUAAUUCUAAUCUUUUUAUUAAAAAAAAAAAUCAAACCAUAUCUUCUUUAGGAAUUGAAAGACAUGCGUGAAAAUGACUACUUUGCACUUUGCUGACUUAUUAAAUCCACAGUUGGACAAAAAUGCUGUUUGGUUUUAAUACCUUUAGGAAUUCUGUGCAUAUUUGCUUAAGGACAUAUGAUGAUGCAGAAUUUUAUGUACGUUAUGCAUGUUUUGGUCCAAAAGCCGUGUUGGUGACUGAAGUUUUACAUUUACACAAUAAAGUAUAAAAACAUUA